AUGCGCCCCUUCCUGACCGCCGCAUGGCCGUGCGCUAUCCUCCUCAUCCUUGCCAGUGCGCUACAGUCGCCGGCGGUGGCGAGCUCCGGUGCCGGCCGUCUGGAGUGGCAGGUCCUGACCAGGGCCAACUUCUCGUCCCAGAUCCGGCUCCACCCCCACGUCCUCCUCCUCGCCACGAUGCCCUGGUAUGGUGAGUCCAGAUCACUGAUGGCUGACAUAGAACGUUUGGUUGGUUCCAAUGAGGAGCUUGGUCGCCUCAAGCUGAUGGUUGUAUACAGGAAUUCUGAAAAGUUGCUGACAGAUGCUAUUGGUGCUGCUGAAGGAAUAAAUGUGGUAUACUACCAAUGUUCCAUGCAAUUCAAGUAUCAAGGGAAGCUUCGCGCACAUGAUAUACUGUCUGCAGUGCGCUAUAUCAUGUCACUUAAGCAUGAGGAGGCCCCUUUUGAGGUUUUGCAUACACAAGAAGAUGUGGAGACUUCCAUUGAAUCUACCGAUAAAUCUGUAAUCCUUUAUGAAUCCUGUGGAUGGUUCACCAGAUUGGCUCAUGGCGGGAGCAACCAAAGUUAUGAGGCAGCUUCAUCAAAUAACCACACAGAAAAUGUUGACAUUUCUGGGAAGACAAUGACCAGAGAAUCAGAUGGGCCACUAGAGCUUGUUAUAGAGAAUGAAGAACAAACCCUUGGAGUUGGGGGUCAGCUUACUGGUUCUCCUUGGAAAGGUGGUUUUGCCUUGGCAAACGAAAGUGUUUCUGAACAAAUUGGAAACACAAAUGAUGGAUAUAGAAAGUGUACAAUGCAAAGGUUCCAUCAAUUUGAAAGUUUCUAUGCAAAGCUUACUGCUAUAGCAAGAGAAUAUUUGCUUCCCCCAGAAAUAGCUAAAUAUGGUCUUAUAACCGAAAGAUCAUUGUUGCCUUCACUGGAUGUUGUUAAUGAAGGCAACCAGGAGACAUGGUUCGUCACCACUCAUCAUAUGGGAUGCAAAACUUGUUCAGUUAUUGUGAAAGAUGGCGAUGAUCUGAGAAGUCUAGUGCAAUCCCACCAUAAUCUCGGCAUUAAGGAGGUUAGUGCUGAUGAAAGCGGUAGAGAGGCUAUCUUCCCCACAAACAGGCCCUCUGUAAUUCUAUUUAUUGAUAGAUUAUCCCACUCUUCAAAAGUCAGAGAUGAAAGCAAAUUAGUCAUCAAGUUACUAAGGCAGUAUGUGCAAAAUAAUUACCCAUUUCAUGUCAGUAAUGGGGCUCUAAGUAGCAGUACCUCCAAAACACGCUCAAAAGCUGUCCCUUCUUUGAGGAAUACAGGUAUCUCAGAUGCCUAUUCUCAAACAGCAAGGUUGAGUGUUUGGGCCUCUAAGCUUAUGGCACUUGGGGACAAAAUGUCAGUUAUGGUGGUUAAUGAUGGAGAUAGUAUUUCUUACAGAAGUUCUAGCCAAGGUAGUGGUGCUAAUCCUUUAUACGAUGUUCUGACUAAGUUGCUACACAAAGCAAGACCAGGGCAUAGGUCAAAGAAAACAAGGAUAAGUUUAGUUUCACGAGAUGUUGGCCUAAAGAUGUUGUCAGAUGAUUCUGAAAUCAAAGUGGUCAAGUCUCUAUCAGUUGAAGAGAGUGAAUACAAAAGUACUGACGAUGCAUCUGCCACUACAGAUAAUUCCAAUGAUGAUAUUACUGAAGUUUCUGUGGAUGAAACCACAGCAAAAGAGACUGAAUAUAUUGAUGAUGGACAGGCACCAAGUAUACUUGAUAAAUCUCUGGCAACUUACCCUGAUGAACAUGAUAAUGCUCGUGAAUCUAAUGAUACAGAAAUGGAGGACCAAAGCAAAAGUGAAGCUUCAGAUAUGAGUGUUGAUCUUAAGGAAGAUGUCUCCAAUAAUGCAGAUAGUAGUAGUGAAGUUGGAGGUAUGUUGCAUAAACACAUAGUCGAGAAAACAGUUACAGAAGCUUUUCAAAUUUUGGAACAUGAUGAAAGAAACUUGUACGCUGACCAAGAGGAAUCAGUAUCAUCAAACGAGCAAGUUGAUGUAUCUUCAGUCCUGAGUAAAAAAAUCAGUAAAACUGAAGAUGCCAUUUAUGAAAACACAUUCGAUCUAUCUGAAGGAUCAGAAGAAAGUGAUACAAGAUGUCCCCAUCAUGCAACAUGCAGCUCUUCCCGUGUUCCUGUAAGAGAUGACACAGACUUUACUGAUCAGACUCCUGAGAACUUUAACUGGUGGAUCAAAAAUUCCGUCCCUGCAACUCUUGGUGUGGGUUUUGUCAGCGAGCAGAGCUGGUGGUCCGUGAGUUACACUGAUCAUUUAAGAGCUUUUCGAGCUAUUCAGAUUCUGUAUCUGCAAAUGCUCAAGAUGUCCACAAUGAAGGAAGAACUUUAUCUGACAUUAUUACUUUUCCCUGCGGAGAACAAAAGUGCAAUAGCAUAUGAAGGGGGAAUGUCAGUGCCUCAUUUAAUCGAAUUUUUGGAGUCUCACUUGAGCAAUUCUCGCCAUCUAUUGGAAUAUAAAGGAUUUAUGUGGAAGAAGAGAAUGACAACACAGCAUGAUGCACCACAGGCAAUUCAGUUUCAAGUCAGUGAUAAAGGCAGCGGCAAUGUUGGUUCUGAGUUAUCAAGUCAUCCAGAUGUCGUUACAGGAUCCAUCCUUACUGCCACUGAGAAGCUUGGGACCGCAGUUCCAUUUGAUAACGCCAAAGUGCUCAUUGUGUCAUCUGAUUCUCAUGAAGGCUUUCAUGGUUUGAUCAUCAACAAGCGAUUAAGCUGGGGUGUCUUCAAGGAUCUGGAUAGCUCGAUGGAGCCUAUUAAGCAUGCCCCAAUUUUCUAUGGUGGGCCUGUCGUGGUGCAAGGUUAUCACCUUGUGAGCUUGUCAAGAGUAGCCUGGGAGGGGUACAUGCAAGUAAUACCAGGCGUCUAUUACGGGAACAUAGUUGCCACAAGCCGGGUAGUCACACGGAUCAAGUUGGGUGAGCAAUCUGUCGAAGACCUGUGGUUCUUCCUAGGCUACUCGGGGUGGGGAUACAGCCAACUUUUUGAUGAACUAUCUGAAGGAGCAUGGCUUGUUAGUGGGAAGCCGAUUGAGCAUUUGGACUGGCCGAAGAGUUGA
This is a messenger RNA of Miscanthus lutarioriparius, 3081 nucleotides long. Lineage: Eukaryota; Viridiplantae; Streptophyta; Magnoliopsida; Poales; Poaceae. The record is from the annotation of a GenBank genome assembly.